Messenger RNA from Sarcophilus harrisii (Tasmanian devil), 1113 nucleotides. It is a transcript of the gene USF2, whose product is annotated as upstream transcription factor 2, c-fos interacting. Gene Ontology annotation, molecular function: protein dimerization activity; DNA-binding transcription factor activity, RNA polymerase II-specific; RNA polymerase II cis-regulatory region sequence-specific DNA binding. Gene Ontology annotation, biological process: regulation of transcription by RNA polymerase II. The annotation marks the transcript as partial. Lineage: Eukaryota; Metazoa; Chordata; Mammalia; Dasyuromorphia; Dasyuridae. The record is from RefSeq and is a predicted model, not a curated record. The transcript has 10 exons.
UGGACCCGGGUCUGGGACCCCCUUGUCGGCCCCGCCGCCGCCGCCGCCGCCGCCAGCCACGACAAGGGACCCGAAGCGGAGGAGGGCGUUGAGCUCCAGGACACCGGGGAAGGGCCCGGGGCCGAGGAGCAGACCGCGGUGGCCAUCGCCAGCGUCCAGCAGGCGGCGUUCGGGGAGCACAACAUCCAGUACCAGUUCCGCACAGAGAAUAAUGGAGGACAGGUAACAUACAGAGUGGUCCAGGUGACGGAUGGCCAGCUGGACGGCCAGGGAGAUGCGACGGGUGCUGUGAGCGUGGUGUCCACUGCCGCCUUCACCGGGGGCCAGCAGGCCGUGGCUCAGGCCGUGAUCCAGAAUCCUUUCAGCAAUGGGGGCAGCCCGGCAGCGGAGGCAGUCAGUGGGGAGGCCCGCUUUGCCUACUUUCCCGCCUCCAGCGUGGGGGACGCCACGGCAGUGUCUGUGCAGACCACAGACCAGAGCCUUCAGGCAGGAGGCCAGUUCUACGUGAUGAUGACGCCACAGGACGUGCUGCAGACCGGAACGCAGAGGACGAUCGCCCCUCGGACCCACCCGUACUCCCCGAAAAUGGACGGGACGAGGACGCCCCGAGACGAGAGGAGGAGAGCGCAGCACAAUGAAGUGGAGCGGAGAAGGAGGGACAAGAUUAACAACUGGAUUGUUCAGCUCUCCAAAAUCAUUCCAGACUGUAACACAGACAACAGCAAGACCGGGGCGAGUAAGGGAGGGAUCCUGUCCAAGGCCUGCGACUACAUCCGAGAGCUGCGCCAGACCAACCAGCGGAUGCAGGAGACUUUCAAGGAGGCCGAGCGGCUGCAGAUGGACAACGAGCUCCUGAGGCAGCAGAUCGAGGAGCUCAAGAACGAGAACGCCUUGCUCCGUGCCCAGCUGCAGCAGCACGGCCUGGACAUCGUCGGGGAGGCGUCCCGGCAGUGAUGCUCCCGCCCCUCCCCUGGGGUCCCCGGGGGAGGAUUCUGGCCCCCCACCCUUAGCACAGAGAGGGAGAGAGUCUGCCCCUCCCCCAGCUGCAUUUUUUAUAGUAGAUUUUUAACAAAAACGGGGAGAAAAAAGCAUUUCCAUGAAUACAGAAACACC